Molecule: messenger RNA, 1399 nt
Organism: Pogona vitticeps (central bearded dragon)
Lineage: Eukaryota; Metazoa; Chordata; Lepidosauria; Squamata; Agamidae
Source: RefSeq, a predicted model, not a curated record
GUCCUCACCAGGUUCCAAUGCAUUGUCUUCUCUUACGCUUCACCUGAGAGGUGGUUGGCUAAUAGCUAAGACGUCAAGGACUCUGUAUUAAAACGCAAGUUGUGCUUAAGUGCCCAGCAGUUGCUGAAAUAUGGCACCAAAGAGAAGUAAGUCACGAGAGAAGAAAGGUACUGCCAAAGUGCAAAGCCCCUGUGUGCAGUUGGUGAGUGAAAGGGAGAAAUACCUACAGAAAGAAUAUGGCAUUCUGACAGAGCAUGUCAACACAUACACACAGCGUUCACAACACUUCCAAUCAGAAAACGAAUUCCUAGACAAGGAAGCCCAGCAGAUCCGAGAGGACAGCAAAGCCUACCUUGGCUAUCUAACAAAGCGCACUGUCCGCUGCCAGAAUGCCAUCAUCACGCUGAAUGACCAGAACCGUUCGGAUCUAGCCCAUGUCCUGAAGCAAAUGGACGAGCUGACCUCCCAGUACACAGACAAGGAGAAAGAAGUGAGGAGCCAGUUGAUAGAGAUGGAGACGAAGUACUCCCUCAUGAACAAAGAGGUGGAAGAGCUGAAGCCCUUCAAGGAACUACAGUCAGACCAGUUGACUCGGAUCCGUGAACUGGAGAAGGAGCUUCUAGCUAUGAAGAUCCACCACUCAGAGCAAAUGCACAAGGUCAAGAGCCAGUUCCUGCAGCAGAAGGCAGAAUAUGAGAUGGCGUCUCAGCAGAAAGUGCAAGCUCUGGCCAAACGGGCUGAAAAGGAAGCCGUGCGCAGCCUCAUCCAGCACACCAAGCAGGUGAAAGCCGAAAACUGGCAACUGCGCAAUGAACUGCUGAACCUCACCAAAAGAGCUCAAGGCCUGAAAAGCAUCGUGCACCAGCUCAGCGAGCAAAAGGAGCAGCUCCUCCGGGAGCUCCAGUACCGGGAAAACCUGGCAGACAUGCGGCGCUGGCUAAUGCAGCAAGGAGUUCCACGGGCCACCCCUUCCAGCAACAGUCUUGCAACGGAGCAUAUUCUCAGCUCCACCCCUUUUACAGCUCCUCAGAGGCUUGGAAGCAAGCUUCCAACGCUAUCCGUGAACACUGAACUGACAGACGAUAGCUUGCCUGCAACAAUUAAACCCCUCAGUAGGGAGUCAACUGUAUCCACUGGAACGAGGCAAGCACCAGACCAGGCACAGCUGGCAUGAAAGGAUCUAAGAUGGGGUGAUGCCGGCUGUCUCAUAGCUGGCAAGCUGAGGGCAGGCUGGGUGAAAGCGUCCUGUUGAGAUGGCAACCCUCACACAGAAGCAAGCAACUGUUUGGGGCAGGACAACAGAAGCAGACAAGGCGUGAAGCGUUGGUCUCUUCACGGCUGAGCAGAGAAACGUGAGAAGCCUGACAAUAAUAAAACUAUAAUAAAAUGUGUAGAAACU